Chelonus insularis is the source of this 2416-nucleotide messenger RNA. RefSeq names its product brummer (gene bmm). The coding region runs from base 260 to 1969 and encodes 569 amino acids. Gene Ontology annotation, cellular component: cytoplasm; lipid droplet; membrane. The record is from RefSeq and is a predicted model, not a curated record. The transcript is spliced from 10 exons. Gene Ontology annotation, molecular function: triacylglycerol lipase activity. Lineage: Eukaryota; Metazoa; Arthropoda; Insecta; Hymenoptera; Braconidae. Gene Ontology annotation, biological process: triglyceride catabolic process; lipid homeostasis.
UGACGUAUUUAACGUCACAAUUACAAGACUUGUCAUUGCGAUUGUUUUUCUGAACUGAUAAAUAAUUUUUUUUACUCAUUUACUCAUUACAAUACGUAGUUUAGUUUAUUUUACGCUGCUUCAUCUUUUACAAACCAGUCUUUACUAAGCAUUGCAACAUCUCAAGUGAUUAUUUAUUAUCUUGAACUAAACGUAUAUGACACUUUUGAAAAUAUUUGUCACAAUUUGUUCGAAGUGAAAUUUAAAAACUGAGUGAAAAAUGAAUCUGUCAUUUGCUGGUUGUGGUUUCCUCGGUAUUUACCAUGUUGGAGUAGCUGUUUGCUUCAAAAAGUAUGCUCCACAUCUUCUUUUGGACAAAAUUAGUGGAGCUUCAGCUGGAGCGAUAGCAGCAUGCUGUCUUCUUUGUGACUUACCCCUCGGAACUAUGGUGGGUAAUGUAUUAAAAUUAGUCAAAGAAGCAAGAAGGAAAACUCUUGGACCUUUCAGUCCUUCGUUCAAUGUACAAGCCCUUCUUUUAAAGAGUUUACAAGAAUAUCUUCCUGAUGAUGCUCACAUUCGAGUCAGUGGAAAACUUCACAUUUCUUUAACACGUGUUUAUGAUGGUCAAAAUGUCAUUGUUUCACAGUUUAAUUCACGAGAAGAUUUAUUACAAGCUCUUCUCGCAAGUUCUUUUGUUCCAAUUUUUUCUGGUCUUCUUCCGCCUCGAUUUCAUGGUAUUAGAUACAUGGACGGAGGAUUUAGUGAUAAUUUACCAACUUUAGAUGACAAUACUGUAACUAUUAGUCCAUUUAGUGGUGAAAGUGAUAUUUGUCCUCGUGAUAUUUCUUCACAAUUAUUUCACGUUAAUUUUGCUAAUACUAGUAUCGAAUUAUCUCGACAAAAUAUUUAUCGAUUAGCACGAAUUCUUUUUCCUCCGAAUCCUGAAAUUCUAUCAAAAAUGUGCCAACAAGGUUUUGAUGAUGCUUUGAGGUUUCUUCAUCGUAAUAAUUUAAUCAAUUGCAAUCGUUGUGUUUCAAUCCAAUCAACGUUUGUUAUUUCUGAAACACUUGACGAUAAUACAGAGUACGACCCCGAGUGUGUAGAAUGUAAAAUGCAUCGACAAGAAGCUUUAGUCGCUGAUUUACCCGAAACGGUAAUGAAAUUAUUCCAAGACGCAAUUGACUCAGCAAACAAAGGAAUAAUUAAUUGGCUAUUUAAGCAUAAGAGUAUGAAAUUAUUAUCAGUUUUAAGUCUUCCGUACACGUUUCCUGUUGAUCUUAUAAUGGCAACAUUAUACAAAUUCAUCGAAAGCGCUCCAAAAUUAAGUGAAAAUGCUGUAAAAUUGAUAAAAUGUUUCUUGAAACAAAUAGCUCUUUUAUUACCAACAAUAAAUAUUCAAUUCAUAUCGAUACCAGAAAUGAUUAAAUAUCAAAUAGCCAUUUCAAAUUACAAAUCUAGUUACACGGAUAAGGAUGAAAUAGAUUCAUUUUCGAAAUCUUGGAAAAAUUAUCAGCACAACUCAUGUUUCCUGAAAAUUCGAGAUUUUUCACAUACAGACGAUACUUUCGAAAAUAUUCUUCAAGUAACUUCCGACCAAGAAGCAUUAAUGGCUUAUUAUUAUUUAAAUGACAAUAACACAGUGAAAAUGAAAGAUAUAUUUGAUAUUAAGUCUUCGGAUUAUAAUGAAAUUUUUGAAACUACCAAACAACUUCAAUUUGAUGAAGUUUCUUGGGAUGAACCAGACUGGUUGAAUAAACAUAAGUUGACAGAUGUUAUUCCAGAAGUUCCUCAAAAGAAUAUUAAAUCUGAGGACAACCGAGAAGAUGAUCAAAGAAGUUUGGAACAAUCUGAUGGUUCUCACGAAGAAACGAAUAUAUUUUCUGAUCCUGAAAGCGAAUGGACUAUGAAAAAAACAAUAGAAUCUGUAAAUGUUCCCUCUAUAUCCACUACUUCAUCUUUGAGGCCUGAAACUUAUCAACCCAAUCAAUAAAGUAAUUCACACGUUUAUAAUAGAAAAAAAAUAGUUAAAUUGAGUCAAAUACUCGAGCACGAACUCAAUAAAAUCAUUAUAAAAAUGUACCUGAAUCACUGGGCUCGAGGAUGUUCAGUAUUUUAUUAAUGAAAAUAUAAUUUCUAAUGUUAUUGGAAAUAACAAUGGAAUAAUGUUUGAGGAAAUGUGGAUAGCGAAAUUAGCAGAUUUCUAAUUCCAAAUAAAAUUGGUUAAUAGUAUAUUUCACACCUAGGGAGGAAAAGUAGACUAGCUCAAACCACGUGUAAAAUUACAACCCGAGCCGAAGGCGAGGGGGGUAAACACGUGGUUUAAGCUUGUCUAAUUGUCCUCCUUAGGGCUGAACAUAAUUUUUCGUCAUACCUGAGUGGAAAGUUCAACCCCUCUCCAAUGGAAAAGUGAACUUUCCGCGCAGGCAUGACGAAAAAU